AUGUCAAUUAAUCAAGCACAUUAUCAAAAUGGUCUGUUACUUUAUCAAGGUGAACAAAUUGUAAAUCACUCGAAGAAUGUAACAUUAUCAUUUGAUGAUACUAGUCGACAAUGUGGUGAAGUAUUUCGUGGAAAACAUAAAGGAAAAGUAUUUGUAACAUCUCAUCGAAUGAUAUUUCUUAAUGAUGAUCAACGAGAUAAUUUACAAUCAUUUGCUGUAGCUUUUAUCUGCUUCACAUCCAAAUGGUAA
This is a messenger RNA of Rotaria sp. Silwood1, 249 nucleotides long. Lineage: Eukaryota; Metazoa; Rotifera; Eurotatoria; Philodinida; Philodinidae. The record is from the annotation of a GenBank genome assembly.